Triticum aestivum (bread wheat) is the source of this 1830-nucleotide messenger RNA. Its product is annotated as putative disease resistance protein At3g14460. The transcript is spliced from 5 exons. Lineage: Eukaryota; Viridiplantae; Streptophyta; Magnoliopsida; Poales; Poaceae. The record is from RefSeq and is a predicted model, not a curated record. Gene Ontology annotation, molecular function: ADP binding. Bases 1 to 1830 code for a protein of 609 amino acids.
AUGGCAGAAGUAGCAUUAGCUAGUGCUGCCUUAAGAUUGGCCGCAUCGCCCCUCUUGAAGAAGCUCCUUGCUGAUGCUUCAACAUACCUUGGAGUGGACAUGGCGCGUGAAUUCCAUCAACUGGAGACCACUAUCAUACCGCAGUUCGAGCUAGUGGUUGAAGCAGCCGACAAGGGAAAUCACAGGCCCAAGUUGGACAAAUGGCUUCAAGAACUCAAGGAUGCCUUCUAUAUGGCUGAAGACUUGCUAGACGAGCAUGAGUACAACCUCCUCAAGCGCAAAGCAGACGGGAAGGAUUCUAUGCCGCCUAAUGACUCUUCCAUUAGCAGCAUAUUUAUGAAGCCUCUACAUGCUGCAUCAAGCAGGAUGUCCAAUAUGAGAUCAGAUAACAGAAAUUUACUUCGCCAUCUCAAUGAACUUAAGGCUACCCUAGCGAAAGCUAAGGACUUUCACGAACUGCUGUGCUUACCAAUUGGUUAUAAUGCAGAGAACCCCACCAUACCAUCAUCCAUUGUUCAUGUGGCUACAUCACUGCCACCUCUGAAAGUGAUCGGUCGUGAUAAGGAUCGUGAUCAUAUAAUAAAUCAUCUUACCAAGACAACUGGUACUGCUGAGUCUAGGACUGCUAUGUACUCCGGAUUGGCCAUUGUUGGAGUUGGAGGCAUGGGAAAGUCCACUUUGGCACAACUUGUUUACAAUGACAAGCGGAUAAAAGAAUUUUUUGAUGUGACGAUGUGGGUAAGCAUCUCACGCAAACUUGAUGUUCACCGUCAUACACGGGAGAUCAUCGAGUCUGCUUCUCAAGGGGAGUGCCCACGCAUUGAUAACCUUGAUACACUUCAGCGUAGGUUGAAAGACUUACUGCAAGAAUCCGGAAAAUUCCUGCUUGUUUUGGAUGAUGUUUGGUUUGAACCUGACAGUGGAAGGGAAUGGGACCAACUAUUAGCUCCUCUAGUUUCCCAACAAACAGGAAGCAAAGUUUUGGUAACCUCUCGAAGGGAUACAUUUCCAGCUUCUCUUUUUUGUGCGGAAGUGUGUCCUCUGGAAAACAUGGAAGACGAUCAAUUCUUGGAACUCUUCAAACACCAUGCAUUUUUUGGACCAGAAAUUCAAAAUCCACGGUUGCGUGAAAAGCUAGAAAAAAUUUCAGAGAAGAUUGCUAAAAGGCUUGGACAAUCUCCUUUGGCGGCAAAAGUUGUGGGUUCCCAGUUGAAAGGGAAAACAAGUAUCACUGCUUGGAAGGAUGCUCUAACUAUAAAUAUUGACAAAUUAGGCUACAAGUAUGGCAUUGAUGAGUUGGUUCAACUUUGGAUGGCAGCGGGACUUGUUGAUUCGUGCAACAAAAACAAGAGAGUGGAAGACAUUGGGAGAGAAUGCUUCAAGGAGAUGAUGUCGGUUUCAUUCUUUCAACCAGUACAUGACGAUUACACACCCAUGUACUGUGUUAUCCAUGAUCUCCUUCAUGAUCUGGCAGAAUCACUAUCCAAAGAGAACUAUUUCAGAUUGGAAGAUGAUAGCAUAACAAAAAUACCAUCCACCAUCCGACACUUGUCUGUUAGCAAUUUGAAGAAGCUGCGCGUACUAUAUUUGUCAUCUUAUAGCAGCAGUAUGUUGCCAGAAUCAGUUGGGAAGUUGAAGCACCUUCGAAUAUACACAUCAAACAAGAAAGCAUUGUGUCAAAUUCCUAACAUUGGCAAGCUAACUUCACUUCAACAAUUUGAGGAAUUUUCUGUGCAAAAUAAAAAAGGUUAUGAGUUAGAACAACUGAGGUAUAUGAAUGAGAUUCGUGGCAGUUUAAGUGUCACAAAUCUUGAGAAUAAAGCUGCUUAG